AUGGUCCCUCUCGUAAAUCGUCAAGUGCUGAAACUACCAUCAUGCGAUGAUCGCUUUUCCACCCGUUUUAGUGGUUCUGACAACAUUCCAUCACCCUGCCAUCGCCGGGCCAGCACUGUUGGCGAUGAUGCCUCGUCUGAUCCGAAGAAAAGGGUACAUUUCAGCUCCAAACGACGGUCUCGUGACAUCAUUUGUCGGGAUGAUUACACUGACGAAGAGUUAGCUGCCUGUUGGGUCACCCAAGAAGAGAGGGAAAGACACUACAAAUCCUUUGAGAAGACUGUCAAGCGGAUGGAAUCGGGCAAGAAGGCCAAGAAGGACGAUACUUACAGAGGUCUUGAAGAUUUCUUACAUACCGACUCCAUUGAUAGGACCAUACACGAUUGCAUUGAUGCAGUUAUGGAUGAACAGGAAAGGCAAUGGCAAAUUUCAAUCAAUGUUAUUGAUUGGGAUCGGUUUCGCGAAGUCUCGCUGGAAGUAAGCACCCAGUCCGCAAAAUACGCCCUUGUAAUGGCUCAAUACGACGCACAUGAAACUUGUGCGGCGAUUAUUGCCGAAGAAGAUGAUGAUUCGUUCGAGGGUGACGAAUUUACAAAAGGAGCUGCUGAGAUCCCUCAAUCAUUUAAGGAUAACGCAAACUGCAAACAGUUUUGGCACCCAAGAAAGAUAAGAAGCCAAAUGCAAUCAUCUUGCUAG
Messenger RNA from Cylindrotheca closterium, 696 nucleotides. The record is from the annotation of a GenBank genome assembly. Lineage: Eukaryota; Bacillariophyta; Bacillariophyceae; Bacillariales; Bacillariaceae.